AUGGCACUGACUACAGAUACAUUUUUUGAACGAAUUGGGAGUUUUGGUCGCUUUCAGAUUGCGCUCAAUUUGUUUUUCAAUCUGUGUUACCUUUUUUGGUGGGCUGUGCCAGUGAUGAUCAUGGUGUUUAUAGCUUCAGAACCCAACUGGAAAUGCGUAAACAACUCCACUUGCCCAUUCACAGACAGCAUUAGUAUCAGAGACGAGAGAUACAAACACAGAUGUAACAUUUCAAGGAGAGACUGGAGAUUCGAGGAUGACUUCACAUCAGUUGUCACUGAGGUUUGCACUAAACCUGAUCAAAUUCCUUUUGUGAACUAUACAUUUGAGUUGCAGAUGGGAUUGUAUAUGGAGAUCACAUGGAGAUUAUGAAACGACAUAAUUGCUGCCAAACAAAGACUUACUAAUUCGGGAAUUCGAAAAUUGCUGUUCUUGCUAUGGCUAAAUUCAGGAACAAAAUUAAGAAAUUGCCGAUUAAGGCAUGAGACCGAAUUUCGAAUAUUAGGCAUAAGCGCCUACAUUUCAAAUCACACUCGUAAAAGGGUAGGAGAGUUAUUUUUAUUUCCGGUCUCUUGCUACCUAUGCCCAGGGAGGGUCGGUCAAGAUACGGACUCUCGCCAGUCGGAAAAUGGCAAGGAGAGAUAAAUGAACCGGCUAUGUAUACGGCAAAAUUCAAGCAUAAUUCUGUAUCUUAUGAAAACCCCAUAAACCCUAUGACAAUAUAUUUAACCUAUAGAUUCCAAGUUGCCGUGCGUCUGUUCAGUAAUAGAUCACAGAUGACGUUGUUCUUACUACAUUUUGACGUCAUCUGUGAUCUAUUACUGAACAGACGCACGGCAACUUGGAAUCUAUUUGUUUUAUAUAAUAAAGAAUUUAAAAAAGUUUUAAGAAUGACGUCAUCUAUACGUCUGUCCUCCAAUAGAUCAUAGGUGAGAACCAAUCAGAAUGCGUACAUAACUGAGCUUAUUAUAUAAUUUACAUUGCAAAAUACCCUCUGACAUUAGGUAUGCAGUAAAUAUGUGAAAAUCAUAUAUGCGAAACAUAUAUGUGAACCUCUGUCACUCCUGUUACUCCGUUUAAAGUUGUAAGCCUUCCGCUGAUAAGCUGUAAGGUCUAGACAAAGCAGUCAUAUCUGAUGAGAUGGCAAUUCACUUAUCUAAUUUUUUUUCAAAAUCACAGUUCGACCUUGUUUGUGAACGCGGCUCCUGGGGAUUGGUAUCAACCUCUGUGAUCUUCGCAGGUUUCUUUGUUGGCAGUAUUGUCAUAGGUAUUUUGUCAGACAAGUUUGGAAGGAAGCGGCCCCUCUUCAUCUGUGGCUUUUUCUGCUGGCUGUUCAAUUUUGUUUCCGCAUUUGCUCCAACGUUUUGGUUUUUUGCCCUUUGCCGUAGCAUAGUUGGCUUCAUGCUGGGUACGUUGCAUUUACUUCUAGUAGCUUGCCAUUGUAAGUGUGACAGUCGAGCCCAUGAAGUUAUUCCUGGGGAGGGAGAUUUACCUGCCUGAAUGAUAUGGAAGAGUUGGGAAUCAUUUAAAAAUGUUUAGCUGCUUCUGGUUAUGUUCUUAGUGAGGUUAUUAGAGGGUGUAACAUGCUGUUCGUGUAGGGAAUACCAGGGGGUAAUUCGUUUAACAAAAAUAUACAUAAAAGGCGAAGAGGGUUAGUCCUCAGCACGAAGAUAUUUCGUUUGGACGCACUUCUGCAUGAAUACUCAAACCCCAUGCUCCAAAAACGAAGAGGUUAAACCUCCACUUCCCCCUCCGAAAAAUUUAAAAAAAUACUUACAAGUCACUACGGAAGGCCGUUGGAAAUUAAGUGAACAGCUUUCUCCAUUUUAGUUUUAUUUUUUAACAUACAGGUGGGUACAGCAUCCCUGUGUUUGUGUUGGCAAUGGAGUUUUCUGGGAUUCGUCACAGAGGUGCCGCAGGAGCACUCGUUUGGACUGGUAUUGCUGUGGGAAGUCAGGUGUUAGCCGGAUGUGCUUACGCCAUCAGAGAUUGGAGGCUUCUGACUAUCGUCACAGGAACUCCUGGGUGUAUACUUGUAGUUGGCUGGUUGUGAGUAGCUCUUUUCAUUUUCAGUGCGUUGAUGAGUAGCAAAGGCCCCUUCACAAUAACAUAUUCUUCUUAAGUAAUCUCUUUAUCAGUGUAAGAGGUCAGCCAGCUCUCACCCUGCGCACUCAUUGCAUAGUACAAUACAAUACAAUAUUCUUUAUUUAACGAAGGUAACGUAGUUAACCCAAUGAGGUAUCUAACUUACGGCCUUAUUAGUUUAACUCAUUCAUCUUUAGACUACGAUGCAUACAUAGGUGUUCUUUGAGUAAUAUGGAAAUUACUAAAAUAUCUCGCAGAUUAAAGCUCAAAUCUAUUUCCUCUUACUGAAAUUUUCUGGUAUCUCGGACUGUUUUAGUAAUCUACUCAUUUAUUGAGUAAUAUGGAAAUUACUAAAAUAUCUCGCAGAUUAAAGCUCAAAUCUAUUUCCUCUUACUGAAACUUUCUGGUAUCUCCGACUGUUUUAGUUAUCUAUUCAUUUAUUUCUAGCUCUUGAGGUGUUCAAUGUGUUGGUCUCGAUCAUAAUCUGCCUUUUCUAAUAGAUUGCAGCGAUUGUAUAGUUAUCUGUUUUUUUCACUCAUUCCAUGUUCUUUAGUUUUACUCCAGAGUCCAUCCGUUGGCUCCUCAAGAAAGGUCGUGUGACGGAAGCGAGGGACAUAUUAAGUAAAGUUGCUAAGGUGAAUGGUAAAUGCAUGCCAGAAGAAGCAUUACAUUUGCCCAAUGAUGAGAAGAUUGAAAGACUUGGUGACUUCCCUGAUUUGUUUAUGUCAGCUGGAAUGGUUCACAGGACACUUGCGUCUUGGCUCAUGUGGUAAGUUUUCUUCCUUAUUUUUUUGCCCUCUGGAAUCAAUGUAAAAAGUAGUUCUGAGGUCAAAAACAUCAAAUAAACUCUGAUAAGCUGUGUAACUUAGUAUUAUCAACAAAAUUGAUAACAUAAACUGGCCACCGUAAAGAGUUUAAAAGCUGACGUUUCGAGCGCUAGCCCUUAUUCAGAAUGGAUCGCUCUCACGAAGGGCUAACGCUCAAAACGUCAGCUUUUAAACUGUUUACGGUGGCCAAUUUACGUUAUCAACUCAGUUGAUAAUACUAAACUACCCUGUUAUUUUCUCGUACAGACGUAGCACCACAGUUUCUUUAGAAACUUACCUCUUUCUUCAGCUGAUAAGCUGUGCCUUGCCACAGGCCACAGCUGUACAUCAUUGCCUAUAUCUUUCAUGAUACACAUGUUUUAUCAACCCUCCCUUAUUUUGCUUCGUUCAUCCUUACUUACCUAGCUUGCCACCAGUCUCCUAUAGCAAGAGAGUAUAAGCUGUUGCUAAGUGGUAGAGCGCCCGAAGUGCAGUAAUCGGAGAUGGUACGAUAAGCUGCUAUUGGGACCAUUUGGGCGGAGUUCCCUUUCUCCGUGUAUGCCUCAGUCAUUCUCUGGAUAACAUCAUCUUUCAUAACAUUUAUCUCCCCGCUAAAGCUUUUAUAAUAGAUGUAAGCAUCUUUUAUUUCUCAAAGUAAAUAAUCUUUUAAACUCAGCUUAAGAAUUAUUUCUUUAAAUUUAUUCUUGUACAGUGACUUUGCACGAACUUGAAUUAUGUAAAAAUGAGAAGAUGUGAACCGUCUUCAUAACUGCUUAUUUUCUUUGUUUCCUCUGAAUCAGGUUUGCAGUAUCUUUUAUUUACUGGGCGACAGCUUUCAGCGCGCCGUUUAUUGGGGGUAAUGUCUACAUCAAUGUAGUCGUUGCUGCUGUUGCUGGUUUAAUCGCAUACCCUCUAUCUGCUGUUUUGGCGGUCAGGUAGUAAAAUCUAAAAUGAAAUAAGCUAUAUCACAAAAUGAUUAUUCCAUCUUUGAAUCAAUCCAUCAUUAAAUUAGAUAAUUUAGUUUUAUCAAAUGAGUUGAAUAUGUAAUUUGCAAUUUGCCAUCGUCGUGUUAGCGUUUCAUUCCCUUUGACGAAGGGCUAACGCUCGAAGCGUCAGACUCACUGAGAAACUCUCUUUAAUGGUCAAAUUGCAUCAUAAACUUCUAUAGAAACUUACCCUCUUCAUCAUCAUCAAAUCAGUAACUCAAUCAAUUUAUCAAUCAACAGCAAACAGUCAUUAAGUGGAUGAAUCCAUAUUUACUGGUCAAUUAAUCGAUAGUUGUAUCACCUGACAACUAUAUGCUUUUUUUUUAAAUUUAGCUUUCAAAUGCUCUUAACGUUUUUAUUACGAAUUUGAACAUGAUCAUGAUCAUGAUCGGAUUCUUAUCUUACCGUGUUGCCGUUCAUUUCCCAUCCUUAUGUCUAGAUUUCGUCGAAAGGUUAUCAUUGUGGUAUCGUUUAUUCUGUCGGCUGUGGGAGCAAUUGGGGCACUUCUUUUAUCAGAUGAUGAUGACGACAAAGGUAAAAUGAACCUUACUAAUUGAUGGGUUUUCCAAAAUUCAACAAAAAUGUAAUGAAAAUAAAAUUUUAGAGACUUAUUAUGUAGAUAGCUUGUGUUGAAAUAUUCUCAGAGUUUUCCUUCUGAUUAUAAAUUGGGGUCUUAUCCACAGACAUGAUAUGUGCAUCGUAAAAACCAUGUCGGGGUAAAAAUUCCACCUUUUACCAUUUUAUAACAGGAUUACGUACUGCGAAGGGCCAGGAGAAUACAGCGGUCAAACGUCUACGCAUAUGCAAACUUCGUGAUAGCUAAGAGGCGUACUUUUAUGCUGUCAGAAACAAGCUGUCUCACAAACAAGCUAGGGAGCAAUGGCCUUUUAAAAGAAUCUAACUCAUUGGAUGAAGCCAAAAAUCAAAUCGUAAAUCAACAAGAUGCCUGUCAAUACGGAUAAGCUUUGCGUUUUUGAAAAGUCUCGACCUUUUUCCUUUCCCUACUUUCUAUCCUUCAGCAGAUAACCAUUAACGUUACAGUUUUUUGGAUAUUUUGCAAGAGAGCGGCUGUUUCUUUUGUUACCUUUGAAAUUUUGCGCGGGAAAUCAGCGCGAGCCGACCAAAAUUGAUCCCCGUGCGCAUGCCAGACGCUCGUGCUCCUGGCUCCCUUAAGAGGAUCGCAGACCUGGAUUGGAAAAACGGCUAAAAUCAAGUCUACUGAGAGCUAGGCAAGGGUUGGUUCGACUAUCUGUCAAUACUUCUGCAUAGUUCCACUGAUGAUCAUUUGUAUCAUAACUGAGUAUAGCGGCAUAAAGAACGAUACUCUCUCUCAGAUAAGAGUUAACGCUUGAAUUUUGCUACCAGGUUAUCUGAUUGGAAAAAUCUUCAUGUCCAUGGUUGUUGCUCGGCUUGCUGUUUCCAUCGCAUUCACACUGAUCUACAUUUUCACUGCAGAGAUGUUUCCGACAACUUUGAGGUAAUUAAGUGGCCCAGCACUGCUGAAAGGAUUUUAUAAGGUGAUCCGCAGCAAAUUCUGUCACCAUAAGGAAAAACAAACUCUCUUUUUCCUUUCAUUUAUAAUAUCAUUUUAUUUCGACACGAAUUCGAUCAAUUUAUUUAAUUUCUCUUUUAUUUUGCGGUUUUAGAAGUGUAGAAGACAAAGUAGCUGUUUCUUUUCAUUUCACAGAUGCUAUUUGCGUAUUGACUGACUAUUCUUUAUUAUUGUAGAAACUUCUUAUGUGUUCGCGCAGAGCCCCGUAAAAAGGCAACACUUAAGUGAGGCUAUACUUACAUCGAAGUGCCCUAUGCUCAUCUUGUUUUUUCUUUUUCGAUGAUCUGGUAAAGGAAUGUUGCCAUGGGUACAUCAACGGCUGCUGCACGUGUAAGCGCUUCAUUGUCAGCCAUCGCUCCGCUUUUGGUAAGUGUGCAGCAUACUUACAUCUCCUAAAGGUAAUCCCCUUACUUUAGUUGGGAAGUGAUAUCCACUGAGUACAACCUUUGCUACUACUUGAAUUGCAAAUAGCGUCUCAAAGUACAAUGCAGCAUGUCUGAACAGGGUAUACGUAGCUGAAUAAACACAUUUUGCUAAGAACAGCAAAAAAUCACCAGCAAGGCACCAGCGACAAUUUAUCCACCCCUAACACCUAUCUCAGUCCAUGCGUUUAGAAUUUUUAGCUGUUACGAUGGAUUUCGUUGUAUUCCUUCCAUGAAACUAAUCACAAUAUCUGUAUCCCUUGAUACUUGUGGUAACGAGGGUGACAAUGAGAGGAAAUCUCAACUUUGAAAGGAGAGAGGUGUAAUUUAACAAACGGGGAUGUUUGUCGUCUGUUCUAAAACCUCAACCUCCUUUAUUCAACAGCUAACCGUCCACAGGUUUCUUCCAUUUGGAAUAAUGGCUGGUUUGGCUUUAGCAGCUGCUUUUGUGUGCCUCACUCUAGUAGAGACUCACAACCAACCAACUGCAGAAAAUCUGUUACAGAACGAAGUAUGCCAACCGAAGAAUGAAAAGCCUGGUGACAAGGAACUCGUUGCCAAAGUCUAAUCGAAGACCCAAGAAAAUAAGUCAAAACUGUAUUGAAAUCAGACCACUUUGUUCUUUAGAGAUUGUUCUGUUCUUUCAGCUAAACUCGGUUUCAUGGCAAGAGCUCACUAACCCUAGCUGGUGAGGCUUCAUUACUUAAAGAGAAGGUUAACUUAGGGGUUUUUAACCGAAUUAACAGAGUGGUGUGUUAACAAAGGCAAUUUAUAAUCAUUACUCGUGGGGAUUGAUAGUUAGUCUUGGCCCAGUGAGUUAAGUCAGUCGACCCAUCGUCUCUGCCUUUAGUUGUCUCACUGAACUUAUUUCCGGCAAUUUAGACAAAAUUAUGGCUCCUAUCAUCAAAACGUCAUACAUUAAAGACAGCCAACUUGCACUUGAAAUUUUUCGCGACUUUUUUUUCCUUGGCCAGGACAAACUUCUUUUCACUUGAUAAUAUAAAUUUAUUCUGUUGUCUCACGGCAAAGUCACUAGAUGUAGAUCGCCACGUUUCGACUGCUUACUGCAAGUCUUCUUCAGGCGAUGGGGUCGACUGGUUCCGGCACAGCAUCAUGUAUCAUGGUGGUCUGCUGCGAGUUCACUUCUCUGACUUUUCUAGACACAAAAUUUCAAUUGAAGGCGAAGGUCUUUGCGCCAGUGUUAACUACAAACCUGGCCACCGAUUCACAUAGUUACCUGUUGUAUUCAUCUUUGCAUCCAUCACCUUCUCCGUAGUUUCUCAGACUUGUUUAUGCAGUGACGACUCUGAUUUUUUCCCAAAAUCAGAGGCAAUGUGCCAGUUUUUCGAUGAACGUAGCUAUCCUGUUUCUUUCGUUCAAGCUGUCCACCCUGAACCACGCCCAACAAAUUGAUCGACAGAAAACACUACAAACGGUACAGAAGGACACAUUUCAAUUACUUCGAAACAAUUCAGAGACUGGUACUAUCUUUUCGCAACGUCGGCUGAUUUCAUUCAAACGCGAUUAAAAAAGAUAUGCAACUUUUUGGUCGGAAGUUCAUUUCAAACUAAUGACCAAACUGGAACUUUCACAUGCGC
Molecule: messenger RNA, 7449 nt
Organism: Pocillopora meandrina
Lineage: Eukaryota; Metazoa; Cnidaria; Anthozoa; Scleractinia; Pocilloporidae
Source: the annotation of a GenBank genome assembly